This is a messenger RNA of Metarhizium robertsii ARSEF 23, 414 nucleotides long. RefSeq names its product transcriptional activator xlnR. The record is from RefSeq and is a predicted model, not a curated record. Bases 1 to 414 code for a protein of 137 amino acids. Lineage: Eukaryota; Fungi; Ascomycota; Sordariomycetes; Hypocreales; Clavicipitaceae. The transcript is spliced from 2 exons.
AUGCGCAAGGAACUCCAAUCAGAGGAAGAGAAACUCGAGGGAUACCAGGCUCUAUGCCGUGGGGUCUGUGUACCUCCAAGCCACUCCGUAUCAGAAUGCAAGAAGCAUUUGAAGAACACGCUUGUCAACAUCGUGGACCUGAUCGAUGCGCAACGGAGGUGCAAGGAGGUCAAGGUGUGGCAUGAUUUUGAAGCGACUAAGCCGACCCAACGAAGCGAGGCUUCCGGACUCGCUCAAACUCAAUCGUUGAUGGAGAUAACAACCACUCUCCGCGCCAUAUCCAACGUCAUCGGAGACUCUCAGUCGCUCAUGGGCAUUCUUUGCGGUUUCUUCAUCGUAACGAUACUCGUCGAUAGCGAGACUGGGCUGGACUUGAAGCGGUGGGAGGCUGCGCGAAGUGGUCUUACCGGCUAA